Molecule: messenger RNA, 1037 nt
Organism: Diprion similis
Lineage: Eukaryota; Metazoa; Arthropoda; Insecta; Hymenoptera; Diprionidae
Exons: 3
Coding region: 65-352 (95 amino acids)
Source: RefSeq, a predicted model, not a curated record
UGGGACAAACGUCGGCUCGCAGAAACUCUCUGAGCAUUUACUAAACUUCAACGGAGGCGACAAGAUGACUAGCGAAAAUGGCGUGGUCCUUCUCCUGCACCACGGUGACGCUGAGAAUUUAUGUCAACCCUGCAUGAAGCGCCAUCAGCCUGAGACUUACGGGUCUCCGAGUAACAGGGAUAACGCAUGUGUCGGUGAAAAAUGUAGGAAACCAGUCGCUGGUCUGAGGGACAGAGUUUCAGGUCCCAGAAGAUCUUCUGGGUUGCGUCCAGAAUCAUGCGAUAUCCACUUCCGGAGCAGAGAUGGAAACCGGAGAGAAUGGUACAGCAAAGAGGAAUGCUGUGACAGCUAAACGAUGUGCUACUUUUGAUACCAAUCGCUGUAACAGAGAAGACUGAUAAUUAACUACAUUGUCAUGCCACACUUUUUCUGGUACAUAAGGAAUCACUACACUAUUUUCUUUAUUGUUGUUGCAAUGCGUCUCUGCAAUGCAACUGUUUUUAUAAAUAACAAUAAGGAAUUACGUGCUUACUUUAUCAACUGUUGUUAUAAAAAAUAUAGACAGAUUAAACUAGGGAUCGUAAGAAUGUGAAGAAACGUACUUAACAAUUGUAUUUAGAAGCAUGUGUAUAUAAAAAAGAGACGUUUGUUUUUGAAAUAUAAAUUGAACUUUAUAUAAUAUAAUAUCAUAAAAUAUCAUAAAUAUCAACUUUCAUCAUUUGUAUAGAUAACUUUUUAAAACACUAUUAUUAUUAUUUAUUACAAUUAAAAUCUGGUCCUGCAUAACAAUAUGUAAUAUAGGUAUAUAGUCUUAAAAAAAAUUUCAUAAAUUUAACGUCCAAUUAUAAGCAUAUGAUUUUCAUUUUAUUUCACAGAUAGACUUAAAUUUGCACUUUAUACUCAUCAUUUACUUUUAGUGUGCUUUGUUUGAUAUUGGUGUUAAAUUAAACAGCAUGAAACCCGUCACACAUCAGUUACAAGAAAAUUUAUAUCCAACUUUCACCAUUACCAAACAAGAAUGAAAAUUAGCUUUUACA